UCUAGUUAAAAAGAAGCAAAAAGAGGAGCGAAACAUUGCGGAGAUGCAAUAGCAGCACAGGCACCAAACCCAGGCAAGCAGCAGCAUUACUGGACGGAGAGCGAUUCUAAACUUGUGGCAAAAGUCUUGUGAGCCCCGUACAGCCAAACACAGCCACCUCCUGCAACAGAGGGCGCUGAAUGCACACAGGACUCACCUGAGCCAGCCUUGCCCUCACCAUUGGCACACUUUACAGAACUUUCCGAAGUUUCCCUGCCUAGCUUUUGUGCUACAUUGUAUGAGCAUCUGAAGAAGUUGUUUGCAGUGAGUUGCUAGGAUGAGGAAGAUGCUGGUGCUGCAGUGGAUGCUGAUUUGGGGGUUUGCUCUGCUGGUUCUUGAAUGUGAAGCUAAGUUUGCAGAAAAGGCUGAAGUGGGAGCUAGAAGGAGAAGGUGCCUGAAUGGGAGCCCCCCAAAACGUGUGAAGAAGAGUCAUAGGAAACUGCAAACCCUGGAUCUGGGGUCAGCUGGAGAUGUGUGCAGGGGACUUUACCCCCGUCUGUCUUGCUGCUCCAAGACUGACAGCACUGGACUGCAAAUUGAUCCAAAGAUAUUUUCAGUUACCAACAACACGGAGUGUGCAAAGCUUCUGGAAGAAAUCAGAUGUGCGUACUGCUCACCAUAUGCUCAGCAUCUCUUCAAUUCACCUGAGAGAACUGAGACCUCCGAGAGGCAGUUAGAACUUCCGUCACUCUGCAAGGACUAUUGCAAAGACUUCUACUACACGUGCCGUGGGCAGAUACCAGGUUUGUUACAAACAACUGCAGAUGAGUUCUGCUACUCUCACAGUAUACGGGACAACGGGCUCUGCUUCCCAGACUUCCCAAGGAAGCAAAUGAGAGGUCCAGCAUCAAAUUAUCUGGAUCAGAUGGAAGAGUAUGACAAAGUGGAAGAGAUCAGCAGAAAACACAAACACAAUUGCUACUGCAUUCAAGAGGUUGUAAGAGGGUUGAGGCAACCUGUUGGAGCUGUGCACAGUGGAGAUGGGUCGCAGCGACUUUUUAUCCUUGAAAAGGAAGGCUAUGUGAAGAUUCUAAGUCCAGAAGGGGACUUGAUAAAGGAGCCGUUUCUUGAUGUGCAUAAAUUGGUACAAAGUGGAAUAAAGGGAGGAGAUGAAAGAGGACUUCUAGGCCUUGCAUUCCAUCCCAAUUAUAAGAAAAAUGGAAAGCUCUAUGUGUCGUACACCACCAACCAAGAACGCUGGGCGAGCGGACCUCAUGACCACAUUCUUAGAGUUGUAGAAUACACAGUAUCUAGGAAAAAUCCCAGUCAGGUGGAUAUUAGGACAGAGAGAAUAUUUCUUGAAGUGGCUGAAUUACACAGGAAGCACUUGGGAGGGCAGCUUGAAUUUGGAGGAGAUGGCUUCCUGUAUAUUUUCCUUGGUGAUGGAAUGAUAACUAUCGACGAUAUGGAGGAGAUGGAUGGUCUGAGCGAUUUUACAGGUUCUAUACUCCGGUUGGAUGUAGACAUUGAUGUGUGCAGUGCUCCUUAUUCCAUUCCUAGAAGCAAUCCUCACUUUAACAGCACAAACCAACCACCUGAAAUAUUUGCGCAUGGACUACAUAACCCAGGCAGAUGUGCAGUUGAUCGGUAUUCCAAAGAUACCACCAUGAAUUUGACAAUUCUUUGCUCAGAUUCAAGCACUAAGAACAGAUCAUCUUCUAGAAUCUUACAGAUCAUUAAAGGGAAGGACUAUGUGAAUUCAACCCAACUGUAUUUGGAACCCAUAAAAGAACAGACAAAAGAAAGUGAGACUUCACUUUUGGAAUUCAAGCCACUGAGCAGCAGUCAAAUGGUUGGUGGAUUCAUAUACAGAGGCUGUCAAUCAGAGAGAUUGUACGGUAGCUACGUAUUUGGGGACCGAUACGGAAACUUCAUAACACUCCAUCAAAACACUGUAACAAAACAGUGGCAGGAAAAACCAUUUUGUCUGGGCAGUGGAACAUCUUGCAGGGCACCUUUCCCUGGACACAUACUAGGAUUUGGUGAAGAUGAACUAGGUGAAGUUUACAUUCUCUCAAGCAGUAAAAGUAUGACUCAGUCUCACAGUGGGAAACUCUACAAGAUUAUUGACCCUAAAAGACCAACAAUGCCUGAAGAGUGUAAGAGACCAAUGUUCCCUGCUCAGCCUCUGUCCUCUGAAUGCUCCAGACACUGUAAAAAUGGCCAUUGCACCCCCACAGGAAAAUGCUGUUGUAAUCAAGGAUGGGAAGGAGAAUUCUGCAGAAUGGCAAAAUGUGAACCAGCAUGUCGGCAUGGAGGAGUCUGUGUAAAACCAAACAAGUGUUUAUGUAAAAAAGGUUAUCUCGGCCCACAGUGUGAAAUUGUGGAUAGAAACAUCCGGAGAGUGGCCAGGGCAGGCUGAUACCACCUCAUGCUUAUUGUUUCACCCGCCAUAGAGGAAAUAUGCUAUUUCUCCCCACCAACCCUCUGGCCUCAGGCCUACACCUAUCUGACUGCACUAGCUAUUACACAGCAUAUAGGAAACCGUUACAGAAACACAGUGUUGGUUCCUCUGCAACGUAACUGUGCAAGAUGCAAUGAUAUUGUUCCAUCGGUGCCACUCUUAUUGGCAUAGUGGGUGAAUAAUGUUACUGUAGGCGUUAGAGGAAUGUUUAACAGAUGACCAGGAAAAAGAGCUGAACCUAUGAUAUGCGUCGUUGGUAAUCUUGUAAUAUUGUAAGGGUACACUUAAUCUGAGUAGAGAUAACAAAAAGUGCUUGUCGUGCAGCAUGCUUUAUCGCUGUUGAAAUGUCAAAUUAUGAAUAUUACUCUUUAGCCUUAAUUGAUAAUGGAAAUGAGUCUAAUGUAUAACACCUAAAAGUUACUUAUGGUAUAAUUAUCACACUUCCAGUAUCGCCAAGAUUACUGCUGAUUUAGUAAUUUACUAAACAAAAUUGCCAGACCAAAUUAGAAGUAAAUAUUGGGACAUUAAAAUGGCUAUGCUUUACUAUGAUGUCUACCCGUCAGCUUUAAAAUGACUCUCACAGAGCAAGGUUAAAGUUUAUAUUCCCCGUUGUUACUCCCUACUGAGUCUUAUAAUGUGGUCACCCACUAAACCAUGGCAAGACUACUUCUCUUUGUAAAGGGCUCUAAUAUUUGUAUGCAUCAAAUCAAUUAUUGGGCACUGUGAAGUUAGAUGAGACCAAAUAACAUUUUAUAUGUUUCCUGGUUUGUAUGUUUGGGUAUUUUUAGGGGUAGGAGUAGCAUGUACCUUUAUGUAUGAUAAUGUUUUAGGAGGAUAAGUCAAAAAGCCAAAAAAUUUUGGAGCUCUCGAGAGCUCCUUGAGCUGUCCAGAAAUGUAUCCCCAUUGAUUUAAAUUAGACGUUCAUCCUGGAGCUUAUCACCUAAUUUAAUCUAAGCAACUCAAUGUUGAGUGAGGGGAGUUAGUUUGUAGGUGAUUAAACUCACAAAGUAUCUUUGUUUACAUUUAAAAAAUAUCUUAAAAUAAACACUUACAAAUUUUCAUCUCAAGGACUUUCUUGGGAUAACUUAUCCCCUAGUGAAAUGUCACCUCACUAUUAUUGAUUAUACAAGCCCUCUGUUUAAUGUGGUUCUAAAUUGUAUAUUGGCUAGAGAUCUCUACAUAAGUAAAACACCAUUAUUUCAAAAGAAAUAUUCUGUCACAUCCACAUGUAAAUGGUUUAAUAUUGUUCUGCUCUAAUCACAAGGCUGAGUAAGUAGGCCACAACCACUAAAGUUUGAAAUGGGGCUGUUGCUAGAAAGAUGAGAAAUGUAUAGAGUUAAAAAAA
Messenger RNA from Pelobates fuscus (common spadefoot toad), 3788 nucleotides. RefSeq names its product hedgehog interacting protein (gene HHIP). The transcript has 15 exons. Bases 317 to 2401 code for a protein of 694 amino acids. The record is from RefSeq and is a predicted model, not a curated record. Lineage: Eukaryota; Metazoa; Chordata; Amphibia; Anura; Pelobatidae.